AUGUCUUCUACAGAAAAGGAGGGUACCCAAGCUCCUCCACAAAAAGCCAAAAACGCUCUAAGAGUUCCAAGAGCGGCAAAGGAAAGCCUAAACGCAGCAAGAGCUCAAAGAAAAGUGGGAAAUCGUUUUAUUCAGGCGGUGGAUUCUUUGUACCGUCAUCACCGCAAACCAACACGUUCCAUUAGCACUGAGUUUCCAACGGCGUUGCAAGAAGUGGAAGUGCCAACCUUCACCCCCACUGAAGCAUUCCUUCCGUUUGAAUCUUUAGCGGAGCUGGUGGAGGCCGUUGACGAAUACGUCGACGACCGAAGCCCCGAGUCAAACGUUGCACGCAUACGAGGAUUUCCCAUCAAUGCCUGGGACGUCAGUCAGUUAUCGGAUUUUAGAUUUUUGUUUAGUCCUAGUUCGGAACGUUCCUCUUCGUUGGGCGACUUCAACGAAGAUUUGGAUCAAUGGGACAUGUCUAACGCAGUAUCGCUUGAUUCAAUGUUUCUGAAUGCAAUCGCUUUUAACGGAGAUAUUUCCACAUGGGAUACCCGAAACGUGCAAAGCGCUACAUUUCUAUUUUCCGGGGCUGUAUCCUUUCGUGGGGACUUGAGUUCAUGGGACACGUCUAGUUUUCAGAGCGCGUUUGGAAUGUUUCGCGAUGCGUCUGCAUUUGAUUCUGACAUUGGUGGAUGGGAUGUAUCGAAUGUACGUGACAUGGAUGACAUGUUUUUGAAUGCUGCAUCUUUCAAUCAAGAUAUUUCAUCCUGGGACGUGUCUGGCGUAGUCGACGCAGCGGGUUUUACAGAUACAUUUGCCGGAGCAGCCUCUUUUGAUCAAAAUCUAUGUGCCUGGGGAGAUUUGAUCCAAGGUGAUAGUCGUCAGGUUGAGCGAAUGUUCAUCAACACAGGCUGCGCCUCAGCGUCAGAUCCUGACCUGGAGUUUUUUCCCAAAGGCCCAUUCUGCUCCUUCUGUGGUUGA
Phaeodactylum tricornutum CCAP 1055/1 is the source of this 966-nucleotide messenger RNA. RefSeq lists its product with no specific name. Lineage: Eukaryota; Bacillariophyta; Bacillariophyceae; Surirellales; Neidiaceae. The record is from RefSeq and is a predicted model, not a curated record. Bases 1 to 966 code for a protein of 321 amino acids. The transcript is spliced from 3 exons.